UCGCGGCGCCAAGAUGGCGGCGCCCAGCGAGGGCCGGCCGGGUCGCUGCGCGACGCCGUUCCCGGGCGCUGAGAGUGGUCCCUUCGCUUUCCCUUUCGCCGUCCCGCACGGCGCCGCGGACUCCGGGGCGGAGGAGACAUCCAAGAAGCCGUGCCGAGCCUGCACGGAUUUUAAGAGCUGGCUCCGCGAGCAGAGGAAGCAGGCGGCCCCGGGCGGCGGGGACCUGACCGUUACGGAGGAGAAAGAGCCGCCUCCGGACUGUCCUCUUGACAGCGAGCAGCUGGGCCGUAACACCUGGGCGUUCCUGCACACCAUGGCGGCAUACUACCCCGACCGCCCCACCGGUGCCCAGCAGAAGGAGAUGAGGGAGUUCAUCAACCUCUUCUCCAAGUUUUACCCCUGUGAGCACUGCGCUGAGGAUCUGAGGGAAAGAUUACGUGCAAAUCAGCCUGAUACUAGCAACAGAAAUAACUUCUCCCAGUGGUUGUGUCUUCUUCAUAAUGAAGUGAACAGGAAACUGGGGAAAUCUGAAUUUGACUGCUCUCGUGUGGAUGAGCGCUGGCGAGAUGGUUGGAAAGAUGGUAGUUGUGAUUAAUCUGUAGAGACUGCUUUGGAGAUCUGAGAGACCAAUCUGGUGUCGAGUCACUACAGGGAGAUGUGCCAGUCAGCAGCUGUGUGUUUGCGUGCUUGUGUGUGUGAUUGAUAUGGCUUGUGGAAAUAAAGGUAAACCAAUUCUAAAAGUGAAUUUGAAAAUCUUAGACUAAUCAUAUUUUGAUAAAUGAUUACAUAAAUGUAUUAUCUGAGGGAUUGAGGCCUUACAUUUGACACAGGAAUCACCAGAAACCUGUGAAAUUGUCACAAACUUGUAGAGACUUUUUCAUUACGACAUUUCCUUAUUUUAGGGGCAUUUGCUUAUAUCUGUGACUAGAAUUCAUCUUCCCUGAACACAGUUGUAGGGGGCUGCCCUGUAGCAUUUUAUGUUUAUCUGCAGGCAUUAUCCUGAUGUUUUAGAAGAUGCAUCUGAUUAAUUAUGAUUUUAAUUUCUAUUGUUCUGAUCGAGAAAGCUCAUGCUGUGUUCUGUGCCAAGUCUGUACCCGUGGAUCUCUCUGAGAUCUCCAGUGCUGCUUGUUAAAUUUGCUUCCAGUUCCUUUGAUAAAAAGUCUGAAGGCAGGUACAUUUAAUUGAAAUACUAAAAUCACUGAGCCCAGAUUUCCCAUUUCAUUUUUGUGUUUCAAUUUAUCAUAUAAGAGAACAUUGUAGAAAAGAGAACUAAAGCAGGGCAUAAAACCCCCUCAUCUGAUGCGUGGAAUGAAGUAUGAACUGGGUGAAAUUCAAAUGUUUUAAAUUGACUGCUAAUUUCCUUCGGAUCCAGAAGCAGUAUGAUGAUAAGUUCUCCUGAACCUACUUAUUCUUAAAGCAGAUAACCUCUUAAUAUCUACUGUGAAGUUUUGUCUAUGUUGCGAAAAUAGUUUGAGACUGAUAUCUGUAAUGAAGCAUAUUUAGCUUUGUUUAGCAUACAGUAUUUCUGAGAUGUCACUUGUGUUUUGAAAUUCUUGAUUGGUACUUGCUGACUGAGUUGAUAUUCUGGUUUUAUCCCCUAGCUAAAAAUUUCUCUAGAACAAAACGACUUUACAAGCCCCCUACAAUAUUCUGAGUCCUGCUUAAGACUGUGAUGUCAGCUUUAUGUAGUAUUUAUUGCACAGGGGACUCAGAAGAGUCCCUAGGGUAGAUUCCCUCUGUAGGAACAGGUCAGAAUCCAUGCUAUGUGUAUUUUUCCUAGGUCAGCUAUACUGCAUCAGUGUAUUGAUACAUCAGUAUGAAUUUCAGUUUCAAGUGAAAUAGCAGCAUAAGUGAUUUACACCACAAUGCAUGUUCUCUCUAUAAAAAGAGACAGCUUACAAAAAAAAAAUGAAUUUAAAGUUCUUAAGGUAGAUAGCGAUACCAUGUCCUUAUUGCAUUUCUGGCUGUGGAAAGUUUGCAGGAGUCUGCCCAAACCAUGACAAUAGUGGGCUUUUUGCUUCUGUACUUCCUGCUGAAGUUUUCUCGCGUGUUUUAGUGAGCUUCCUUAUUUCAUGUACUACAGUACAUUUGUAAAUUUACUCUUGCUGAUAGAGUGUUACUUGGAAAUGUUAAUGGUACGUUUACAAUAGUAUGAGAGUGAUGACAGCUCAUAUCUAAGAACUUUGAUCUUCGAGCUUGUAUGCAUGGGGCUCCUUGGUGUUUAGAAAAGCAAUAAGAACUUUGGAAAUACAUUUUAGUGUUUUAAGGUGUAUUCAAGUUCUUUCAAAUUGGACCUGUUAAAUUGGUAUGAAACAAAUUUUAUGGACUGGUUAUUCUUGAAGUUUUUUAUUUGUGUCCCUAAACACAAACCUAACAAAACUGAUGAUAAGGUACUUCAUGAAGUAUGCAGUCUGAUUUACAACUUGAAGGUAUCAUUCCUGUUAUUAACAGUGCUCAGAAAAUUUCCCUAUUAGCACGUCGAGGUUCUUAGAAUAAAUAAAUUCUAGACCUUGGUUUUUGUCUUUUUGGUAAUAAACUCAGUCCCCAAAAUGAAGCACACUGCUGUCCGCUAGUGGGGAGAGGACCAACAAAAAGACUGUAGGCCUCCCCUUUUGUUGGGCAUGACCUGAAUUACGCUGCUCUGUCAGGAUAGCUUUAGCAGCUGGGGGCGUGGACCGGCCUUUUCUUCUGGACUUGGUUGUGCUAGAGGAUGAAUUUACUGUUCUUCCUUUCCAAUCUGCCCUCGACUGUUCUCUCUGACAGUUUCAUCGCCCACGGAGCAGAUGAUGAGAUUUCUUCCUAAUUUGCUUCAUUGUAAAUGAGUGGGUUGGUAGAACACCUGUCUCAUCCCUUUUCACCUUAAUACUGAAAAUGGGCCAGGUCAGGGAGUUGCGCUUACUAGGCAGGUGCAUGGUAACCUUCCACUGUACUGCAGUGUCUGUCCACGUGUUAAGAGUGCAGAGAGGAAAAGAAAUGUGUAUCCUGCUCAAAAUUGGGGGGAGCAGCAGUGGCAACACAAAAUUUUUCUCACCUUGUAUUGUUCAAGGAGGUCAUAGAGGUGUGCAGAAGGAAAAACCCCAUCUUCCAGCAUGUGCUGUGCUGCUGUCCUGGCAGUGGGACAGGGGUAGGGGAAGAGCCUUAAAGCAGAAGCCAGCAUCUUCAGCAAAUGCUUCCUACUGAGGCCACCAGCUGUGGCUGCUAGGAUGUUACUGUUUGCUAAGUGGCCAUUUGGUGAAAUACAUGCUUGUACUCUGUUCUCUCAUGUUUAUGGCAGAAGAGCUUUGGCUUAGAUGUUUCUCUGGCAUAUCAUCAUCUCUGAACCUGCCUGUGCAGGGAGGGGGAGAUUUUUUUUGCUGCUCAUUUGUACCACGUUUCAAGUUUUAAUCUUAUGUAAAGAAUUUCUAUUGAAGAUACUUGUAGCUGUGUACAGAAAAUUGUGAAUUCUCUUCUAAAUGCACUUGAUUAAAUCCAGUUUUAAAAAUA
Messenger RNA from Tyto alba (common barn owl), 3483 nucleotides. It is a transcript of the gene GFER, whose product is annotated as growth factor, augmenter of liver regeneration. Lineage: Eukaryota; Metazoa; Chordata; Aves; Strigiformes; Tytonidae. Gene Ontology annotation, molecular function: flavin-dependent sulfhydryl oxidase activity; flavin adenine dinucleotide binding. Gene Ontology annotation, cellular component: mitochondrion. Gene Ontology annotation, biological process: liver development. Bases 14 to 595 code for a protein of 193 amino acids. The transcript has 3 exons. The record is from RefSeq and is a predicted model, not a curated record.